UCCAGUGGGUGGCGGGAGGAAGCAUUCCUUUUUAAGAUCUCGUAUUACUCAUCCCGAAGAUAGAAGUGCUGUGUGAAUCGGUUUAGAAAGCCAAGAGUUCGUCACAAAAAUGGCUCUUACACGCCUCCGUUUACCCAACGCUUUUUUGCGACAGCAGUUUUCCAGAAGUACCAGCAACUGUACCGGUAAUGGAGAACGCAACGAACGGCUUAUCAGAGUUGUCACCAGCGGCUGUCCUUUGAUAAGUAACACGAAAACAACCCUGCUGCAGUCGUCGUCGUCGUCAUUUGCAGGCCAAAGGAUGUACUCCAACAUUGACUAUCUUCGGGGUGAUCCCAACCUGGAGUGCACGGCCGGAACGAUGAACGAUGUUAAACAAACGAUCAUCAAAAAGUUGGGCAUCGAAGUUGGCUACACUCCGUUCGUUAGCACGCGUGAGCAUCUGGUAAAGUAUGUGCCACAUUCCGUGGAAUCGCUACCAGCACGCAGCAUGCAGGACUCCUUCACGUCGGCCAUCAUCCCACUAACGACGGACAAAAUACUGAAGGAUAAGUACGUCGGUUUCAUGGGAAAUGUACGAGUUGGCCGGCUUAUGGAGGAUAUGGACAUGUUUGCCGUGUGGGUCGUUCAUAAACACGUGCUGUUGCCGGAUCUUCCGGAAGGAGUCUCACUGCCUUACACGUUCGUGACCGUGCUGGUGGACAAAAUCGACUUUACCGAUCUGAUGCCAACACAUGACGCUGAUAUUCGUCUUUCCGGGCAUGUGAGCUGGGUUGGUCGAACCUCGGUCGAGGUGGUCGUAUGGAUGGAGCAGAGACUGCACGGAAAGUGGCGUAAACUUACGCGUGCCUUGUUCCUGAUGGCAGCCCGUGAUGCCACUAACACUAAGGCUGCCUUUAUCAACCCACUCGUUCCGGCCAAUGCCGAGGAGAAAGCAAUAUUUGAUGGAGGAGAAUCACGCAAAAAACGACGUGUUCAACUGCAGAAGGAAGAUCUUCUGAAGGCUGAACCGAACGAUUUCGAACAGCGAAUGGUGCACGAACUGUUCGUCAAGUCAAUCGACACCAAGAGCCGGGCGUUCAACAAGCGCAUCCUACCGCCCGGGUACGUGUGGAUGGAGGAGGCAACGAUGGCCAACAUUGUCUUCUCGCACCCGGAAGACCGCAACGCACACAACAAAGUGUUUGGUGGGUUUUUGAUGCGGAACGCACUGGAACUAAGCUGGGCGCUGGCGUACAACUUUGCCAAGCGACGCCCGAAGCUGGAACGAAUUUCGGAUAUCAGCUUCCACCAUCCAGUGGACGUUUCGUCGAUGUUGAACAUGCAGGCACACGUGAUCUAUACCGAUUUGCACUACAUGGAGAUAGUGGUGCUGGCGGAUGUGUACGAUGCCGUAACGGGUCAGCAAACGACGACCAACAGCUUCUUCUACACGUACUCCGUGGCCGAGCGGUUGCCGAAAAUUAUGCCCAAAACAUACCACGAGGCUAUGUACUAUCUGGACGGGCGGCGGAAGUUCCGCUACGCUAUGGGGCUCGAUACGCCGAAGGCUGGACAAAGUGCCAGCAAUCCGACAACCGAGGAACCUAAAAGUAAACUCUAAACGAAAUGCUGCUGUUCCCACCUCUAUUUAAGCCUUACUCUAAGCAUCUACAAUCUAUGCUAAGUUUCUGAAGAUAAUUUAUUUCUUAAAAACAAUCCAAUUCCAAUUGGCAGCGCUUCAAAAGCAGUUUAUGUUUUGUCGGUGAGGAUCCGCUAUCCGCAGAUAAGAUAUUAUUUUCACCUAUUGACAAUGUUGUUUACAGGGCUUUUUUAUUGGUCUAAUAUAACGGAAAAUAUAACUAAACCUUUUACUGUGAAACAAAAACUUUCAAUCCUUGUUACUCAAAUUUAA
Molecule: messenger RNA, 1894 nt
Organism: Anopheles darlingi
Lineage: Eukaryota; Metazoa; Arthropoda; Insecta; Diptera; Culicidae
Product: acyl-coenzyme A thioesterase 9, mitochondrial-like
Exons: 5
Coding region: 110-1603 (497 amino acids)
Biological process (GO): acyl-CoA metabolic process
Cellular component (GO): mitochondrion
Molecular function (GO): fatty acyl-CoA hydrolase activity
Source: RefSeq, a predicted model, not a curated record